This is a messenger RNA of Leptonychotes weddellii (Weddell seal), 777 nucleotides long. The record is from RefSeq and is a predicted model, not a curated record. NCBI's taxonomy places the organism in Eukaryota, Metazoa, Chordata, Mammalia, Carnivora, Phocidae.
AUGGGGAAUGCCUACCGAGAGUGCUUGGAGAAUGGGACGUGGGCUUCACGGAUCAACUACUCACAGUGUGAGCCCAUUUUGGAUGAUAAGAGGAAGUACGACGUGCACUACCGCGUCGCCCUUGUUGUCAACUACCUGGGUCACUGCGUUUCUGUGGCCGCCCUCGUGGCCGCCUUCCUGCUUUUCCUGGCCCUGCGGAGUAUCCGCUGUCUGCGGAACGUGAUUCACUGGAAUCUGAUCACCACCUUUAUCCUGCGCAAUGUCAUGUGGUUCCUGCUGCAGCUCAUCGACCACGAAGUGCAUGAGAGCAAUGAGGUCUGGUGCUGCUGCGUCACCACCAUCUUCAACUACUUCGUGGUGACCAACUUCUUCUGGAUGUUCGUCGAGGGCUGCUACCUGCACACGGCCAUCGUCAUGACCUACUCCACCGAGCACCUGCGCAAGCGGCUCUUCCUCUUCAUCGGAUGGUGCAUCCCCUGCCCCAUCAUCGUUGCCUGGGCCAUUGGCAAACUCUACUAUGAAAAUGAACAGUGCUGGUUUGGCAAGGAGCCUGGCGACCUGGUGGACUAUAUUUACCAAGGCCCCAUCAUCCUUGUGCUCCUGGUACUGAGACAGCCAGGCGACGGGGCCGCUGAUGGCAAGAAAAGGGUGUGUGGACUUCUAUUCAGCCCAGACCUACAUCCCCCUCUGCCUCCAGCGACCCCCUCUGAGGCCCAGCCCACCGCCCCCAGCCUGGAGCGGUGGUACCAGAAUGAAGCCUGAUGAGCAAUUGUUCCU